CUCUGCCCAAUGAGAGGCGAGCUUGUACAGAGUGCUGUUGGCGGCGUUAGCUGAGUGGUGUGCGGUUCGCCCUGGCCCGGGCAGGGUGGCCUCGGUGGCAGCCGAGCUCUCCGCGCCUCCUGCUCGCUGUCAGGGCGGCCGAUCGUCGCAGGGGUGCCUGCCCGGAGUUCAGUGGGAGCUGGCCGGUCGGAGACGGCUGCCUCGCCCACCCGGUCCCCUGCCCGCAUCUUCGGCCUGGGCCCUAGCGCGGCCUUGUGGAGCUGAGGCGGGAACUGCUCCUGCAGAGUUGGGGUCCGCGGCGGCGUCGAUGCUCUCCCUCAGCAGCGUCCUGCGUGCAACUGCCGUGUCCGGUUUCGCUCGGGCAGUCGCCGUGUUUUCUUUCACAGUUGCUUUUUCCUCCCCGCCUGCCCCGUGUGCUCUCCAGCGCUGCCCGCCCCUCAGCAAAGUGUCUGUCAAGUGUUGGUCCCUUCUUCAUCCUCUUAACAUGUCCAACAGUUAUAAUGUUAAGUUAUACCACAGCAAAGCUCUCACCUCCCCAUAUCCAGGAUCACAUGUUGAACGUAGCCAAGUUCCUGAAGAUAAAGUGGGCUGGAUGACUGAGUGGAGAGAUUAUAAUCCUGUGGAGUACACUGCAAUGUCUGUAUUGUCUGGACCCAACUGGGCAGAUCCCCAAAUCAAUGAUAAAGGCUUUUCUCCCAAAUUUAAUGAGAGAGAUGGAGAAGUGGAGAGGAAGAGUCUGAAUGGCUUGUAUGCAGUCGAAAAUGGGAGGCCCCGAAAUCCAGCAGGAAGGACUGGUCUCACAGGCAGAGGACUGUUAGGACGCUGGGGGCCAAACCAUGCUGCUGAUCCUGUUGUAACUAGGUGGAAGAGGGAUGGAAGUGGCAGUAAAGUUGCUCAUCCGGUAACUGGCAAAAACAUCUUACAGUUCGUAGCUAUCAAGAGGAGAGACUGUGGGGAGUGGGCCAUUCCAGGGGUAAGAGCAAAAGCUCCAGAGACAGUUGACAUUUCCCUUCUGGGGAUGGUGGACCCAGGGGAGAAGAUUAGUGCUACCCUGAAGAGAGAAUUUGCAGAGGAGGCCUUGAAUUCUUUGCAGAAAUCACCUGAGGAGAAAAGGGAAUUGGAGAAACGUCUCCACAAGCUGUUCAGCCAGAAACACUUUGUGGUGUAUAGAGGAUAUGUGGAUGACCCUCGUAACACUGAUAAUGCCUGGAUGGAGACAGAGGCUGUCAACUAUCAUGAUGAAACCGGUGAGACAAUGGAUAAUUUGCCUCUGGAAGCAGGUGAUGAUGCUGGAGUAGUGAAGUGGGUUGACAUCAGCGAGAAGCUCAAGCUGUAUGCAAGUCAUAGCUACUUCAUUAAGCUUGUGGCUGAGAAACGGGAAGCCCACUGGAGUGAGGAUCCUGGUCCGGGGUGCCAUGAGUGAUGGAAACAAGGAACUGAUGGACACAAGAGGAGAGUGUUUUCCAGCUGUGAAAUAAAUGACAUUGACCUUUUUGGUGGAAAGUCAGUGAAAAUUCUAUGAAAUUCAGCUGGCAAAAACACUUGGCAGUGAUAAACAGGCUUUUCUUUUUCAGACUUUAGAUUGCUGCUUUUGGUUUCUUAGCUAUUGUAAAAUAAGAUGAAUGCAGAGUUGUUACCUUGUUUUGCUUUGUCUUCAUUAUUUGCAGCUGUUUCAUAAUAUCUACAGAUUUGCAUGAUGACACUGGGAUUCUGACUGGGUGUAGUUCAGAGGCUCUUCACUGUUUUUGCGCUGGCUUCUUAUUAGGAAUGUGAGUUCUUAAGGGAUAUGAGACUUGUAGGAUGAUAAUUUGAAUGACUUAAUUGCUAAAUAAUAAAAUGAAGUUUC
Molecule: messenger RNA, 1846 nt
Organism: Colius striatus (speckled mousebird)
Lineage: Eukaryota; Metazoa; Chordata; Aves; Coliiformes; Coliidae
Gene: NUDT9
Product: nudix hydrolase 9
Exons: 8
Coding region: 308-1423 (371 amino acids)
Cellular component (GO): mitochondrion
Molecular function (GO): ADP-ribose diphosphatase activity
Source: RefSeq, a predicted model, not a curated record